Tilletiopsis washingtonensis is the source of this 2803-nucleotide messenger RNA. Its product is annotated as chitin synthase 1. Gene Ontology annotation, molecular function: chitin synthase activity. Bases 147 to 2579 code for a protein of 810 amino acids. The record is from RefSeq and is a predicted model, not a curated record. The transcript has 9 exons. NCBI's taxonomy places the organism in Eukaryota, Fungi, Basidiomycota, Exobasidiomycetes, Entylomatales. Gene Ontology annotation, cellular component: cell periphery; cell septum.
CCUUCUACACGAACCAGCAGGGCAACCCGAGCUACGUGAGCGGCUAUGGUGACGACGACAAGGUGCCGCUGGCCGCGCACGGCGAGAAGUUCGGCGGCGUGUAUGGCGACAGCAGCUACCACCUGCCCGACCCCAACUCCUUCCCCAUGCCGCAGGCGCCGCACCGUGGCGACACGCCGUUCCAGUCCGACCUCGGCCCCGACGACUCGGCGUCGCAGGUGGCAUGGGCCAAGCGGCAGGCGGCGCCGAAGCGCGGCGCCACGCGCAAGGUCAAGCUCACGCGCGGCAACUGGAUCGUCGACCACCGCGUGCCGACGGCUGUUAAGAACUCGAUCGAGCCCAAGUGGAGCCAGGGCACGCGCACAAACGAGUUCACGCACAUGCGCUACACGGCCGCGACGUGCGACCCGGACGAGUUCACCGUCGACAACGGCUGGACGCUGCGCACGUCGGCGCAGUACCAGCGCGACACGGAGCUGCUCAUUGCCAUCACGUACUACAACGAGGACCGCAAGCUGCUGGCGCGCACGCUGCACGGCGUCAUGCUCAACAUCCGCGACAUCUGCAAGUCGAAGGCAUCGAAGUUCUGGCGCCGCUCCGCCGAGGAGGGCCGCCCGGGCUGGCAGCGCAUCGUCGUGACGCUGAUCUUCGACGGCAUCGACCCGUGCGACAAGGAGGUGCUCGACCUGCUCGCCACCGUCGGCGUGUACCAGGACGGCAUCAUGAAGCGCAAGGUCGACGGCAAGGAGACGGUGGCGCACCUCUUCGAGUACACGACGCAGCUCUCCGUCGACCCCACGCCCGCACUCGUCACGCCGCACGGCGACGACCCGUCGAACCUCGUGCCCGUGCAGAUGAUUUUCUGUUUGAAACAGAAGAACAGCAAGAAGAUCAACUCGCACCGCUGGCUCUUCAACGCCAUUGGGCGGCAGCUGCAGCCCGAGGUGUGCAUCCUGCUCGACGCCGGCACCAAGCCCGGCCACAAGAGCCUGUACUACCUCUGGGAGGCCUUCUACAACAAGCCCAACCUCGGCGGCGCCUGUGGCGAGAUCCACGCCAUGCUCGAGGGCGGCCGCAAGCUGCUGAACCCUCUCGUGGCCGCCCAGAACUUCGAGUACAAGAUGUCAAACAUCCUCGACAAACCGCUCGAGAGCUCGUUUGGCUACGUGAGCGUGCUGCCGGGCGCAUUCAGCGCGUACCGCUUCCGAGCGAUCCAGGGCCGCCCGCUCAACCAGUACUUCCACGGCGACCACACGAUGGCGGACCGGCUCGGCAAGAAGGGCCUGCACGGCAUGAGCAUCUGGGGCCAGAACAUGUUCCUCGCCGAGGACCGCAUCCUCUGCUUCGAGCUCGUGGCCAAGGCGGGCGACAAGUGGACGCUGAGCUACGUCAAGCCGGCCAAGGGCGAGACGGACGUGCCCGAGGGCUCCGCCGAGCUCAUCUCGCAGCGGCGCCGCUGGCUCAACGGCUCGUUUGCCGCGUCCGUCUACUCGCUCGUGCACUUCUUCCGCAUCUACAAGUCGAACCACGGCGUCGUGCGCCUCUUCUUCUUCCACCUGCAGGUGCUCUACAACGCCUUCAACCUGCUCUUCUCGUGGUUCGCGCUUGCCAACCUCUGGCUCACGUUCUCCAUCAUCAUCGACUUCCUGCCCAACGUCAUCUUCAAGGACAGCAGCGACACGGUGCAGCUCAUCCUGCACUGGGUCAACCUGGCCGCCAAGUGGGUGUACAUCUUCUUCGUCGUGCUGCAGUUCAUCCUCGCGCUCGGCAACCGGCCCAAGGGCGAGAAGCGCACGUACAUGAUUUCGAUCUGCGUCUUUGCGCUGCUUGGCUUGUACCUCAUCGUCGUCGCCGUCUGGCUCACGGCGCGCUCCAUCACGGACCUGCUGAACAACACGGGCGACCUCGGCACGCGCCUCAAGAACCUCUUCGUCGAUCCCACGCAGGCCGUGCUGCUCGCGGCACUGGCGGCGACGUUCGGCAUCUACCUCAUCGCCUCGCUCCUCUACGCGGACCCGUGGCACAUGUUCACGUCGUUUCCGCAGUACAUGCUCAUUGCGCCCAGCUUUGUCAACAUCCUCAACGUGUACGCCUUCUGCAAUCUGCACGACGUGUCGUGGGGCACGAAAGGCUCGGACAAGGCCGACGCACUGCCCUCCGUCGACACGAAGAAGGACAAGCCCGGGCAGGAGGCGGGCACCGUCGAGGAGAUCGAGCAGGAGCAGGCCGACAUCGACAACAACUUCAAGGCCGUCGUGUCGCGCGCCGUGGCGCCCGUCGUCGUCGAGGAGAAGGUCGAGCGGCCGACGACGGACGACGCCAACAAGACGUUCCGCACGCGCCUCGUCAUCUUCUGGCUGCUCUGCAACGGCGCGCUGGUGAUCGCCAUCAUGAACGUCAACGGCGUCACGGCCAAGAACGUCACGCAGGAGGCCGUCGACGCUGCCCAGGCCAAGAAGCAGGGCACCUACUUCAACAUCAUCAUCUGGUGCACGUUUGGCCUCUCCUUCUUCCGCUUCCUCGGCGCGCUCUACUACUGGGUCAUCCGCCAGACGCUGCGCUGGUUCCGCAAGACGUAGCGGGCCCCGCUCGCACGCCCUCCGACGCUGAUCUUAUACCCGCUCCAACCCCCCUGCGCGUGCUGCGGCCCGCGCUCUCGCCGCGGCGCACGCCCGCGCGCGCCGCACUGCUCACCGGUCUUGUCUGCACGCACACACUCCUUCCCCGCCCUCGUGUCCCAUAGGCCUCUCUCUUCUGUGCGCCCCGGUGGCAGAGCAAUGGACGCUUCUCGUCUGAGCAUCGG